GACUCUUUGGAUGUCCAUCUCCUGCCUGGCCUAGCCGUUUCUCCGCCGGCUGGUGCUCAUAUAAGAGUCGAAGAACCGAGGACGACCCGAUCUCGACUCGGAUGAACCCAUCAGAGGACGUCCCUCAUGGCUUUUCAAGGUAUCAUGGAUUCUUCUACUGGCAAGCCAGUCAACAGACUCGAUCGAAAGGAUUUGGCGUAUCAAUUGUUCAUCGAACUGCUUUCGUACCAAUUAGCGUCACCAGUACGAUGGAUUGAGACACAGCACCACCUCCUUCAGAAAGCGUCUCAAGUCCACCGCUUCAUCGAGAUUGGCCCUCGGACCACACUCGCAAGAAUGGCCAGGAGGUCUGCUGCAGUUCAUCACAGUCACCGUGUUCCAUCGCAGUGGUCACACUUGCAGUUCCUGUCAUACCAGGAUGACCAGGCAAAAGUUCUGUAUGAAUAUUCAGACUCUGCAACAGCAGUAUCUGUCUCAAAGCCACUGGUGUCUGCUGCAGGUCUCGUGUCCACUGGUAUUGCUCCGGAAAGCCGAGCACUAUCGUCAGCAUCAGCUCCUCCAUGCGAGUCUUCUCAUGCACCAAGCGCUAGUGUUUCACUGUCAGCUAGGCAUGUAGUUCUUGCCUUGACAGCCCAGAAGCUCCGGCGUCCUUUUGACCAAGUGCCCAUGGACAAGACAAUUCGUGACCUAUCAGGAGGCAAGUCAACGCUUCAAAAUGAGUUAAUAGGGGACUUGGUAGCCGAGUUCGGUCGGGUCCCAGAAGGCGUGGAGGAUAUGUCCUUGAUGGCUCUGGCAGAAGCACUUCGGGGAGGGUUUCCCAGCAAGCCCGCCCAGAAAAUGUCUGCAUUGAUCUCCAAGUUUGUUUCGAGUAAGAUGCCAGCCGGCUUUCAUCAAAGCUCCGCGCAGGACUACCUGCAAUCGCAAUGGGGUCUAGAUAAGACUCAUUCCAUCGUUGUCAUAUGCUUUGCGACUACAGUGGAGCCACUGUCUCGCUUGGAGAACUCGGAUGCUGCGCGAGCAUUUUUUGAUGACCUAGUCGCCCGAUACGCAGCAUUCGAGGGAAUUUCCAUGGUGCCGGUGGGUGGAACUAAUAAUGCGGGUGCUUUAAUACAAUCCACGGUGGUAGAUGCUGCCGGUCUUGAUGCCCUUCGUAAGGAGCAGCGCGAUUUUCAUCAUAAGCAAUUAGAUUUGCUUGCCAGGCAUCUACAAAUUGAGACGGGAUUACCGACAGCUUUCUUAUCCGACGAGAGAUUGAGCCUGGAAGAGAAGCUCGAACAAUGGAAUGCAGAGUUCGACGAUCGAUUCCUCGAAGGAAUACGGUCUAUCUUCAACCUCAAACAGGUCCGGCAUUAUGACUCUUGGUGGAACUGGGCUCGGGAAGAUCUAAUCCAAUGGCUGCACGAGGUGUCUGAGAGUCCUGUCAGCAUUGCUAUUCAAGGGAUGGAUGAUCGUUUACGCCGCAUCUUAAAUCGGUGGGAGCCAACAUGUACCGACAUUGUCACGGCUCGAUUGCAGAGAGUAUCCCAGCAAACGCGCGCCCGAGAUCUGUCUCGAAUCCGCUGUCUUCGUCCUGUGCUUAACGAGAUCAUGCGGCUGGGCAUGCACGCUCAAUCUGCCGAUCCGGUAUACAUUCACACCCACGCACCUCUAGAGCCUAUAACGACCCUCUCAGACUCUGGGAGACAAAAGUAUGACGAAGUCGUUCGUCGAUUUCGUAGCUACCCAGAUGUUGUCCGUCGAGGGCGCACAGCCCCAGCGACUGCCGAAAUAAUUCCUUUCGUCCAUAUCAAGACGCGCGGUGACGAAGAAUCCUGGAAAUACAAUGCCGAGGCUACUGAACUACUCCAUACCACGAUGGAUGUAGGAGUUUCCACUGGAUACACCUAUUCUGGCAGGGCCGUCCUGGUGACAGGGGCUGGACCAGACUCAAUAGGUGCGGAAAUAAUCCAGGGUCUCUUAGCUGGCGGUGCGCACGUCGUUGUUACCACCAGCCGUGCGGUGUGCAGGAGCGCUGGAUUUUAUCAGUGGCUGUUCAGGAGGUACGGAGCUCGCGGGGCCUCCUUGACACUCCUUCCAAUGAACCAAGCCAGCAAGAAAGACUGCGAGGCUUUAAUCGAAUACAUCUUUAGUCCCGACUCCCCUACCGGCGGAGAUUUGGAUUUCAUAGUCCCAUUUGCCGCAAUCCCACAGACAGGUGAGCCGGACAAUUUAGGCAGCCGCCAGGAGCUGGCACUUCGGGCCAUGCUUGUGAAUCUUCUGCGAUUGGUGGGCCUUGUCCGCCGCGAGAAAGAAAAGCGACGGAUAGACACCAGGCCUACCAUGGUUAUUCUUCCGAUGUCAUGCAAUGAAGGCACCUUCGGCGGUGAUGGCUUGUAUCCGGAGUCUAAGAUCGGGCUAAAGACUCUCUUCAACCGUUUCCACUCAGAAAGCUGGUCGACGUAUAUCACAGUUUGUGGAGCAGUCAUCGGGUGGACCAGAGGAACUGGAUUAAUGCGUUCGUCAAACAUGGUAGCUGCUGAGAUGGAGAAGCUAGGCGUGAUCACGUUCUCACAAGCCGAGAUGGCCUUUAAUAUACUUACUUUGAUGACACCGACCAUGGUGUCCCUGGCAGAGGAGACACCUGUGUAUGCGGACUUGACAGGUGGCUUUGGAGCAAUGUGGAAUAUCAAAGAACAUAUCACGAGUAGCCGCGAGAGGCUAGCUAAAGAGCUUCGCCUACGGAAGGCUCUAGCUGAAGAAGAGGCUCAUCAUGAAACCACGGUCCAAGGACAGCCAGCCCCGCCCAAACUGUAUGAACUCAAGCCGAGGGUCAAACGAGCCAACAUAGCAGUCGGAUUCCCUUCUUUAACAAGCCACCAGGAGUUGACUGCCGGUCUUCUCGAUCUCCACGAGAUGAUUGAUCUGUCGCACACUGUCGUUGUUGUGGGAUUCUCGGAGCUUGGACCGUGGGGAAGCUCUCGCACAAGAUGGGAGAUGGAGCAUCAAGGUAGAUUUUCGUUAGAAGGGUAUGUUGAGAUGUCCUGGAUGAUGGGAUUGAUCAAACAUGUGGAUGGGGAGCUCAAUGGAAAGCCGUAUGUUGGCUGGAUUGAUGCUGAGACCAGAGAGCCUGUCCGCGACGACGAAAUCCCUCGGCGAUAUGACGAGCGCAUUAUCAGUAACUCCGGAUUGCGUUUAAUCCAGCCAGAUACACUCGACAGUUAUGAUCCCUCGCGGAAAGAGUUUAUGCAUGAAGUGGCCGUUGAAGACGACCUGCCUCCAUUUGAAAGCUCCAAAUCGGUAGCGGAGGCGUUCAAGCUUCGCCAUGGAGACAACGUUAAUAUACAGCCAAUCCCCGGUUCGGAGGACUACCGUGUGUCUCUGAUGAAAGGAGCGGUCGUCAUGAUACCCAAAGCAGUUCCAUUCCACCAGGUUGUGGGUGGCAGGAUUCCCAAGGGGUGGGAUCCGCUGCGGUAUGGUAUUCCAGAGGAUAUCGUGCAGCAGGUGGACCUUACCACCAUGUACGCGCUUUGUUGUGUCGCUGAAGCAUUUCUGUCGGCUGGAAUUAAGGACCCCUAUGAGAUAUACCAACACAUCCACAUUUCAGAGUUGGCCAACUGCCUGGGCACAGGCGGCGGUCCUAUGAAGAUCAUCAAGAGCAUGUACCGUGACCGCUACCUCGAUCGACCAGUGCGAGGAGACAUUAUACUUGACCAUUUCCUUAACACAAUGGGUGCAUGGGUAAAUAUGCUGCUCCUGUCCUCCACUGGACCUCUUAAAACCCCUGUCGGUGCAUGCGCUACUGCCAUUGAAUCGUUGGAUAGCGGCUGUGAAGCAAUCCAGUCAGGCAGAUGCAAGGUUGCUAUUGUCGGAGGAUGUGAUGACUACAGUGAAGUAGUUGCGUAUGAGUUCGCCAGUAUUCAGGCUACGGCCAAUAGCACCGAAGAGUUGGCCAAAGGCCGCCUGCCGAGUGAAAUAUCUCGUCCGACAGCCAGCUCGCGCAGUGGGUUCGCUGAGUCCGCAGGCUGUGGCGCGCAAAUACUCAUGACUGCCGAACUUGCGCUGCAAAUGGGGCUACCCAUAUAUGGCAUUGUUGCCUACAAUCAACUUGCAAGUGAUCAAGUUGGUCGGUCCAUCCCAGCCCCAGGGAAAGGGAUUCUCACCGCCGGACGAGAAUCACCGGAGGCUCGAGAUUCGCCAUUGCUCGAUUUCCAUUUCCGACGCAGACGUUUCAACGAUGAGGUGGCUCAAAUUCAAAACCAAUGGCGGGGCGGACGAUUAGCCACGACUUGCCAGCCCGCUGAAGCCGCAAGACAGCGCACUAUGGAGCAGACAGCAAACCUGAGGGUUCGCGAAGCACAACGCCGGUGGGCCAAUGAUAUUCGCUUGCAGGAUCCCUCCAUAUCCCCAAUCAAGGCAGCUCUUGCAACGUGGGGCUUAACAAUUGACGACAUUGAUGUUGCUUCGAUGCACGGAACUUCAACAAAAGCCAACGAAAUCAACGAAGGAGCGGUGAUAAACCUCCAGAUGAGCCACCUCGGGAGACGUAAUGGAAACCCGCUGCUGUGCGUCUGCCAAAAGUCAUUGACCGGGCAUCCCAAGGCAGCUGCGGGUGCCUGGCAGCUGAACGGCUGUAUGCAGAUGUUUCGAGAUAGUAUCGUCCCGGGGAACCGAAAUGCGGAUAACGUUGAUGGGCAACUCCGCCAAUUCGAGCAUCUGGUCUACCUGAUGGAGCCUAUACGAGGAGCGGAGGUGAAAGCAACCAUGCUUACGUCUUUUGGAUUUGGUCAGAAGGGUGCCCUCACACUCAUGAUUGCUCCUAGGUAUCUCUUCGCUGCCGUUUCAGGUGUACAUUUCGAAGAAUAUCGCGCCCGUGUGACAAGAAGGCAGCGGACAGCAAACCCGGAAUUUGUCGGUCGUUUACUCAAGAACUCCCUGGUUCAAGUGAAAUCUGAAGCCCCGUGGAAAGGUCCAGAGGCACUGCAGAGUGUCUCUCUCAAUCACAACAGUCGUUUAAAUGUAGAUCAAUCGGUGUUUAUCCACAAACCGCACGCUGAACGUCAGAGCACCUCUGUUACCAGUGAAUCAAAGCCAAUGGCAGACGAUGGCAAGUCAACAAUGACAUCGGUGCUCACCCAAACUCUGCUGGAAAGUUUGACUCGGGAAUCCGCAUGUUCAUCUACCAGCGUCGGCGUCGAUGUCGAGGAAAUCAUGGGUAUCAACAUCGAAAACCAGACUUUCAUCCACCGCAACUUCACCUCUGCGGAACGUGAGUACUGUUCCAAUUCUCCGAAUCCGCGCGCCUCCUAUGCAGGCCGGUGGAGUGCCAAGGAAGCCGUGUUCAAGAGCCUUCAGACACCCUCUGUUGGUGCCGGAGCAGCAAUGAAUGAAAUCGAGAUUCUACAAACGAAAGGAAUCCCCAAUGUGCUUCUUCAUGGAAACGCCCAAGCGAUCGCUGCUUCCAAGGGUAUUAGCAGCAUCGAGGUGACUAUCAGUCAUUCCGCAGGGACAGCAAUUGCGGUGGCUCUGGCAAUGCGAGGACCGUCAGGCAGACUUGACUGAUCCGGAUCCCAUCGGCAGAGUUAGAGGGUAAUCUCUGUAUUUAUCUACUUGAAUCAGUCCGAAUAGCCAAACGAAGACAACUACAGUUAGACACAGUUAGCAUCCAGUAUAUAGUGAGCAUGGUUGUUGACAGGCCAUGAUUUCUCUCUAGUUGCUCUCGGCUGGCGGUCUCGACGCGUCGCGCCGGAAUGCCACAGCAGUUGGUUUGGUUCCGCGACUUCGCGUUAAAGCGAGUCACUAUUGUAGAUAGCGAUUAAGAUCUGCCACUGGUUCACCUCGUAACGACUCUGAAG
Messenger RNA from Aspergillus heteromorphus CBS 117.55, 5831 nucleotides. RefSeq lists its product as uncharacterized. Gene Ontology annotation, molecular function: fatty acid synthase activity; holo-[acyl-carrier-protein] synthase activity; 3-oxoacyl-[acyl-carrier-protein] synthase activity. Gene Ontology annotation, cellular component: fatty acid synthase complex. The coding region runs from base 127 to 5538 and encodes 1803 amino acids. The record is from RefSeq and is a predicted model, not a curated record. NCBI's taxonomy places the organism in Eukaryota, Fungi, Ascomycota, Eurotiomycetes, Eurotiales, Aspergillaceae. The transcript has 5 exons. Gene Ontology annotation, biological process: long-chain fatty acid biosynthetic process.